CACUCACUCACUCACCACCACCAGUGUGGUGGAACUGGCUUACUCACUAACGUUCACCUUGUUGAGCCGUUGUGAAUAUAGCCAUCUCUCUCAGACUUCGCCACCCACCUGUCAGUCGCGCAGUGUUUGCCGAGACCCUGAUACACGUUGUUGGGAGCGCACCUACUCUGUGCUGGUCCAUGAAGGUUGUGAUACAGUGAAGCUGAAAAGAUGAGUUCCGUUCUUGCGCCAGCAUCUUUACAGCAGAUCUGCCAGGCUGCUGCAGCAUCAUGGUUGUUGGACUGGUCGGGUAUGAUUGGCCAGAUAUCAGCUAGGACUGCUGCCCUGCGGACCCAGAGAAAGAGCAUCGGAGAAGACAGUGCAGCGCACUCGGCCAACUAUUCAAGAGUUGUUCAGAACUCCGCUUCUCUUGAGAGUCAAUGGCGUGAAGAUUACGAAUCAACAAACGAAGUCCAUUUCCAAGGCGAUGUUUACAAGAAAUUUGGGAGCGGCCGUUACAGAAAGAAACCCAGAAGAGAUGACAGAAUCGUCACUGUAGACCCUAGCGUACCUGAGCGCUAUGUAGACCCUUUGAUAUCAGAGUAUCUAGGGUACUGUAGCCAUAGAUCGUAUGAUACGUGUUUUAGGCACAACCCAAGGGGAAUUUCCAGUUGUACAUCAAUCCAGCCAUCUUUUGAUAGAGCGGUCUUGGAUGGGAGUGUAAGAAUUUGUACGUCAUUUUUCAAACAGCUUUUGCCACCUGCUCUGGUUAAUCAGAUUUUAAUUCUAGCAUGGAAGCAGGUUUCCAGACUUGUUUGUUUUACUAGACAUAGUCACCCUAGUGAAGUAUACCAAGUGGCAGACUGGGUGAGAAGAGUGCCAGCUUUACUUCAGUUGUGUACAAAUUUUUCCGCAAAAGGUCUAGCAUUAGACAUAUCAGGCAUUCCAAACAGUUUAAUAGAGGACGUUCUCGUGAUAAUUAGUCAAUAUUUUCCUUUUAAAAUCGUAGGUAGCCUUGUUCUCCCCAAAACAGACUUUAAGGAAAAACAGCUUGGCUUUACUGAUAAGUGUACAAAAUUAUAUAACGAUAUAUUGUUGAGUGCUGCUCUGACCAGUGUGAUACUGAAUAGCGAUUUAUGUAAUGACGCCAUGCUCAGUACCCUUUCUCAGCUUCCACUGAAAGAGCUUGAAAUAGGUGGAAAUUCUGUCUCUGAGAAAGGUAUCAUAAACGGAUUGUGCGCCUUACCCGUCGAUACAAUCAGUGAGGCAAACGACAUAAUCAGUUCCGGACAUUUGCAAUCCUUUUGUGCGUCUCCUCUAAGAAAAUCACUGCAAAAGCUAGAAAUGUCUUUUCAACGUCUCCAUAGUUCAGUUUUUCAUAUAAUUCCAGCAGUUUUUUUAGAGUUGCGAUAUUAUAACCCACACAGAAAUGUGGUGCAAUGUUUACUGAACUUUGAUAGAAUUCUACCUGUGGAAAACAAUAACAGUGCAUCUAUUUCUUCUCAAGCUACUGUUAAUCUAGUCAGAUUAAAUGCAGGGAAUUCAAGCAGAGCUACGUUGAACGUGAUGGCUAGGAUUUGUCCCCAUUUACAAGAACUUGUCCUCACACUCGAUUCAGCUGCAGAAGACACACUGACUGCAUUAGAAAACUUCCCACAUUUGUCUCGCAUAGAAAUCUUAUACUUUCCGUCACUUCCAGCUUCUCAACCAAAGUUAGAUGCUAAUAUUUUACAUAAUGUCAUUGAAGUGUUUGGAUCACAGCUCAGAUACAUUAGUAUGACAGGAUUCAGUGUUUCAGGAAGUGUCCUGAGUGAUUUAUCGCAACUCCCAGAGCUUUGCAACUUGAGUUUUAAUGAUUGUUGGUUAUCUAACCCAAAAACUUUACCAUGCAGUCCAUUCCCAAGUUUAGGUAAACUGAGUCUGAACUUUCUCCCGGCUAACACCACAAUGCAGUUUCUAACAAUGGGUGGCAAUGUACACUCACUGCACCUGGACCUGAAGGGAUUAGAAUGGGGUAGCAAUCCGCUUACUGAUUCUAGCAUCAGAGAUCUGGUUUCAUUUGGAAUUCUUAGAUCUUUACGCACUUUCACUGCCACGUCAUCUUAUUUAACGACAGAUGCUCUCAGCUUACUAGCAUCGAUGCCUUAUAUAAAGUCUGUAGGAUAUCUUUCUUCUUGGGGAUUAACGGAAGAAGAGCUCUGCUGCGUGAACCAUUCUGGCCCUCAGCACGUAGUGUGUUAUCAGUGAUCUCUUAUCAAGGGAACACUCCCCGUAAAACUACUAAAACUCUGGGCUUUGAAUAUCAUCAAUUAGUCGUAUUUUCCUUACUAUCGAUCAAGUUUUUUCAUUCUUGUUUUCAUUCUGACACUAAAAGGGGUAGCUUUUAUGUAAAAUAAGACGCCCAUCUUCUUUUCGGCAGCUUUCAUUUAAUUCCAGAUGAGCAUUAGACUAGCCAGAUAUCCUUAGAAAAAUGAAGAUUAAGUUGCAAAUUUUUACACUAGUAUCCGACGUGAAAACGAAAAGUUUUCAUGGUUUUUUUUGCCAAAAACUUUUAGGUUUUCUUUUGUGUAAAGCAUGUUUUCUUUCCAUACAUUCUUUCUGCAAAUGUUGUGGAACUUUGUCUUGCAAGAAUGAGGAGAGUCUCUGAUAGACUUUUGAAAUCUUAUUUUAGGGAUAUAUCUAUUCAUGGCAUGAUAUUGGUCAACAUGUGAACCAGAUUGAUAUGCUGUCGAAGUCAACUUAGAAUAUGCGGGUAUUAUCUGCUAUAUAUGUUGUCGACUUGGCAAGUGCCUUUUGAAGGAAACGCAAUGAAUGUGAUCUUGUUUGUGAAAUCCAGAUUAUUUUUCCAAGCUUUCUGUUUUUUCGUUUUGUUUAUCUUUUUUUCCUUUAUUAAAGGAAAGCCAAAUUGGUUCUGUGUGGUAUAUACUAUGUAUAUUGUAACUACCACUUUUUACAAUAUAAUCUUUUCAGUU
Macrobrachium nipponense is the source of this 2951-nucleotide messenger RNA. RefSeq lists its product as uncharacterized. The transcript is spliced from 2 exons. Bases 211 to 2226 code for a protein of 671 amino acids. The record is from RefSeq and is a predicted model, not a curated record. Lineage: Eukaryota; Metazoa; Arthropoda; Malacostraca; Decapoda; Palaemonidae.